GAAUGACGGAAAUAGUUGAGGGAUUUUAGUGCAAUUAUGUUUAAUAAUUCUGAAAAAAAUUUGUACGCAAUCCAAGAGAAUUUGAUGGCAACCAACCGCGCGUGUGUUGACUUCUAAGCUCAUUCCUUGUUCCAAAUCACAAAUCCAUCAAAACUUCAACUCAUUUCGUAGGCAUCGCCACUGUGAAUUCCUUUUCAUUUGGUUGAAUUUCAUUGGCUGAUCUUUCAGGCAAUACCCAUUUGGCUAAUCCUUCAAAGUAUGUACUUUUCAUUUUAAUAGAUCUGUUUAUAGAUGAUAUAUAGUUGGGUUGUCUUGAUUAAUCGGUAUGCAGUUGAUUACAUCUUCACACCCAUCAGAUGUUUGAUGUUUGAUGCUUGAUGUUUGAUGUUUGGACCAAACCACAGUCACUAAAUCCUUCAUACAAUUUGUUGGGGCAAACUUGAAACAAUCUCUCUCCUCCUGUUUGUUGAUGGGUGAAGAAGAGGGAAUUGUGGAAAGUGAUGUCAAGAACACUUCAACAAAAUCAAACCCAAAACUCAAACUACUUCCUCUUAUUGCUUUGAUCUUUUAUGAUGUGUCUGGUGGUCCAUUUGGUGUGGAAGAUUCAGUUAAGGAUGGAGGUGGCCCUCUAUUAUCAUUGCUUGGAUUCUUGAUUUUCCCCUUAUUUUGGAGCAUCCCAGAAGCUCUGGUGACUGCUGAGCUUGCCACAAGCUUCCCUGAAAAUGGUGGCUAUGUUGUUUGGAUAUCCUCUGCUUUUGGGCCUUUUUGGGGAUUCCAAGAAGGUUUCUGGAAAUGGUUUAGUGGGGUUAUGGACAAUGCCCUUUACCCUGUAUUGUUUCUUGAUUACUUGAAGCAUUCAUUUCCAAUCUUCAAUCAAAUGGUUGCUCGAAUUCCAGCUCUUUUAGGAAUCACAGUUUCCUUAACCUAUUUGAAUUAUCGCGGCCUGCAUAUUGUUGGGUUUUCUGCAGUUUUGCUUGCUGGUUUCUCGCUUUUCCCGUUUCUUGUUUUGGGUAUUCUCUCAAUUCCUCAAAUUAGGCCUCGACGGUGGCUAGUCGUAGAUUUUAAGAAGGUGGAGUGGAGAGGAUACUUCAAUAGCAUGUUUUGGAAUUUGAAUUACUGGGAUAAAGCAAGUACACUUGCUGGGGAGAUCCAAGACCCGAGUCAGACAUUUCCGAAAGCUCUCCUUGGGGCUGUGGUUUUGGUGGUCUCUUCAUAUUUGAUUCCACUUCUUGCUGGUACUGGAGCUUUAAACACUAAUCCUAGUGAGUGGAGUGAUGGGUUUUUUGCGGAAGUUGGGAUGCUGAUAGGAGGGUCUUGGCUUAAAUGGUGGAUCCAAGCAGCAGCUGCAAUGUCUAACCUGGGGUUGUUUGAAGCAGAAAUGAGCAGCGAUGCCUUCCAACUUCUUGGGAUGAGUGAGAUGGGAAUGCUUCCGUCUAUAUUUGCUUCAAGAUCGAAGCAUGGGACACCGACCAUUAGCAUAGUGUGCUCUGCAACUGGUGUGAUCUUCUUGUCUUGGAUGAGUUUCCAAGAAAUCUUGGAAUUUCUUAACUUCCUUUAUGCCAUUGGAAUGCUUCUCGAGUUGGUAGCAUUCGUAAGAUUGCGAAUAAAGAAGCCAGAUCUUUUUAGACCAUACAGAGUUCCGGUACAAACAUUUGGCGCAACAAUGCUUUGCGUGCCUCCUGCACUAUUGCUUGUUCUUGUGAUGAGUUUGGCAUCUGCAAGGACAUAUUUAGUUAGCGGUUGUGUUGUUAUUGUUGGGAUGUUGUUGUAUCCUGCUGUAAAUCAUGCAAAGGAUAGGAAAUGGAUUCGAUUCAACACAGAGCAACCAGCAAAUCCUGAUGAUGAUGAUGAUGAUGAUGAUGAUAAUGAUAUUGAAGACCAUUCAAUUGUGUCAGAACAGAAUCAAGGAGUCACUGAUGAAGCUUCGGUUAGUCUUCUUUCAGCCUUACCAUCUUCUAAGACAGAACCAGCCUCUGAAAUGUCAUCUGAAGGAGUUCAGAAAUUGGAGUAGUUGAAGUUGCUUUGAUAUAUUUUUUACCUCAUUUACGUGCAAAUUUUUUUUUAUUAUUUAUAUGAUCAGAAGAUACAAAAUUUACAGUAUAAUUUGAAUUAUUGCAGUCUAAACUAUGCUGUUGUAAUUUAUGUACAACACCUAUGAACUGUAAACUUUGAAACGGGUUAAUUAUAGCCUUUAGGAUGGGAUAGUUGUGUUUUAUCAUUUUCUAUCCCACUGCACUCGGCACUCGUCACUGCAGGAUCUUGAAAAGGUCAAGUUUACGCAACCUUA
This is a messenger RNA of Camellia sinensis, 2287 nucleotides long. RefSeq names its product Amino acid permease family protein (gene PUT5). Lineage: Eukaryota; Viridiplantae; Streptophyta; Magnoliopsida; Ericales; Theaceae. Gene Ontology annotation, biological process: transmembrane transport. The record is from RefSeq and is a predicted model, not a curated record. Gene Ontology annotation, cellular component: membrane. Gene Ontology annotation, molecular function: transmembrane transporter activity.